Ornithorhynchus anatinus (platypus) is the source of this 2326-nucleotide messenger RNA. Its product is annotated as cytochrome P450 2D14. Lineage: Eukaryota; Metazoa; Chordata; Mammalia; Monotremata; Ornithorhynchidae. Gene Ontology annotation, molecular function: oxidoreductase activity, acting on paired donors, with incorporation or reduction of molecular oxygen, reduced flavin or flavoprotein as one donor, and incorporation of one atom of oxygen; iron ion binding; heme binding. The coding region runs from base 261 to 1781 and encodes 506 amino acids. Gene Ontology annotation, biological process: arachidonate metabolic process; xenobiotic metabolic process. The record is from RefSeq and is a predicted model, not a curated record. Gene Ontology annotation, cellular component: cytoplasm; intracellular membrane-bounded organelle. The transcript has 9 exons.
AACCUCAGGUCAGUUCGAGUCCUGCCCGGCUGGGGCAGAGAGCGUCCGCCACUCCCACCGGAGGGGCGACCCCAGAGGCCCAGAGGUCUAGAGGCCCAGAGGUCCAGAGGCCCAGAGAGACGUCCGGAGGCCCAGAGGCCUAGCCGGGCGCCCGCCGCCUCCGCACCAGCUCCAGACCCCGAGCCCCCUCCCCGCGUCCCCUUCCCGAGGCUUCCCCGGGCCGCAUCCGACUCUCGCCGGGAGCCCACCGACGGGCGGCCAUGGGGCUCGGCCCGGGGCGCCGGUCCCAGCUCUUGUCCUGGGACAACCUGGCCCAGCUGGGCAUCUUCCUCGUGGUCUUCCUCUUGCUCCUGGACUUCCAGAAGCGAAGGAAGAGGUGGCGCGGGUACCCGCCCGGCCCCAGCUCCCUGCCCUUCGUCGGGAACCUGCUGCAGAUCGAUUUCCACCAGCCCCAUCUCUGCUUCGACCGGCUGCGGGAGAAGUUCGGCGACGUCUUCAGCCUCCAGUUCUCCUGGACCAACGUGGUGGUGCUCAACGGCCUCGCCGCGGUGAAGGAGGCGCUGGUGCAGAGGUCCGAGGAGACGGCCGGGAGGCCGCCACUAGUCACCUAUGAUCACCUGGGCUUCGGGCCCAACUCGGAAGGACUGGUGUUGGCCCAGUACGGGCAGGCCUGGAAGGAGCAAAGGAGGUUUUCUCUCUCCACCAUGAGGAACUUCGGACUAGGGAAGAAGUCCCUGGAGCAGUGGGUGACGGAGGAAGCCAGCUUCCUCUGCUCGGCCUUCAGCUCUGAAGAAGGCCGCCCCUUCAACCCGCACUUCCUCCUGCGUGGCGCGGUCAGCAACGUCAUCUCGUCGCUCACCUUCGGCGACCGCUUAGAGUACGACGACCAGACGCUCCAGAAGCUGCUGGACCUCCUGGACCAGAGCCUGAAGGAGGAGGAGGGCAUCCUGCCCCAGAUCCUCAAUGCCGUCCCGUGGCUGGUGACCAUCCCCGGCCUGCCUCAGAGAAUCUUCCGGGCCCAGAAGGCUUUCAUAACCCUCCUGGACACCUUCAUCGAGGAGCACAAGAAGACUAGGGACCCGGCCCUGCCCAGGGACCUGACGGACGCUUACCUGGAGCAGGUGGACCAGGCCAAGGACGAUCCCGGGAGCAGCUUCAACGACCGGAACAUCCGCAUAGUCGUGACGGAUCUCUUCACCGCCGGCACAGAGACCACCUCCACCACCUUAAAGUGGGCCCUACUGUUUAUGCUCCUCCACCCAGACGUCCAGAGCCGAGUCCAGGUGGAGAUCGACCAGGUGAUCGGCAGGGACAGGAGGCCGACCAUGGCGGACCAAGCCAAGAUGCCUUUCACCAAUGCGGUCAUCCACGAGUGCCAGCGCUUGGGGGACAUCAUUCCCAUCGGGCUGCCCCACCUGACCCUCCGGGAUACGCAGGUCCAGGGCUUCUUCAUCCCCGAGGGGACCUAUCUGAUCCUCAACCUGUCCUCCGUGCUGAAGGACGACACGGUCUGGGAGAAGCCACACCAGUUCUAUCCAGAGCAUUUUCUGGACCGGGACGGCCGGUUCGUGAAGCCAGAGGCCUUCCUGCCUUUCUCUGCAGGUCGCCGCGUGUGCCUGGGGGAGCCACUGGCCCGGAUGGAGCUCUUCCUCUUCUUCACCUGCCUCCUGCAGCGCUUCACCUUCCGCCUGCCCGAAGACCGGCCCAGGCCCUCGCUGCGAGGCCACUUCGCCCUGACCCUUGUCCCGCAGCCCUACCAACUCCAAGCCCUCCUCAGAUAGACGCCCACCCUCCAUCCCCACCCUCCCCUCCCCGCUCCCCCCCUUCUCCAGCUCACCUACCCCUCUCCUCCCGGCUCACCUAGCCACCCGGCUCCUCCUUCCCACCCCAACUCCCCGCUCACCCUGUCCCACUUCCCUGCCCCCCUUUCCCGCCUCACCCCGCCCACUUAGCCACCCACCCACCUCACCACAAAGUUACGGCUCUUACGGGGGGCAGACCGGCGUCUCACCCGGAACAUCUCCCCCUCCCACCCACCCCCUAACAUUCCCACCCCCGCUCACCCACCAACCCUCCCACCGUCUCCACUCUCCAAACCGGGGCAUCGGCUCUGGCUCUCUCUUUCUCUCAUCCUCGUGGGCAGGCCGGUUUCUGUUCCAUUAGAUUAGAAACCUCCUGCCCGAGCUCUUGAGCCUUUGCAGCUGCUGCUGACGGAGUUGUGUCCCCGGCCCUUGAGGGCGGGAACAGGUCUUUCUGCUUCCUUAGUUCCUCUAGCUAGCGCUAGCCCAAGUCCCUCGCUUAAUAAAUACUACGUGUUUAGAUCGAG